AUGUCCAAGGCGUUGCUUGUCGUGUGUCUGACGGUGCUAACUGCCGGCGAGCGUGCCCGCGAGAACUUCGCCCUGGAGCCGGAGGUAUACAGGCCAAGAAAGCCAAGAACAAGCAGACCGACGCGGCCCUUUCCAAAGACUUGCGAAGGUGGCGCGAUUGACCUCCAGGGGGUGUACGAAGUCCUCGAAGACAGUGUCAUCACUGUGACACGAGGGUGCAAGCUGAAGGGAAGUGGUGCAAAAGGGGCAAACAUCCUUCUGCAUGCACACCUCACCUUUGCAGAAGAACCAGGUUCUUCUGAUCAUGAUGGCGUUUCGUUCGUUGGUGCCAUUCGCUUCGUGGGGAUGAAGUCCUUCAAGCAAGCAUGUGUGACUGUGCGUGGCCACCUCGUCAUUGGUGGUGAUUUUGAUGGGGAUCCGGAUGCCAACAUCAAAUUUGUCCGCUGCCACAACCAGGACAGGACGUCUUAUGGCGGGGCCCUCCACGUAGUGAACGGCUUGACGGUGCGAUCCGGGUUCGUGACGAUCCGGGACAGUAGCAGCUCAGCAGGUGGUGGUGGCCUCUACAUUAAAAGCGAGGGGCUCCAUCAACAGGGUGGGAUGAUUCUGCUGCAGGAGUGUAGAUCGGAUGGCUCCGGUGGAGGGCUUUUUGCAAGCGCAGCUACUGGCUUGCAGCAGGAUGCUGGUAACAUCAGCUGCGUAGGGUGUGCUGCAGCUCACCACGGGGGAUGCAUGGCCAUCAACGGCAGUGCAAAGAUCGGCGGCUUCAUGCAUGCAGAGAACUGUUCAGCAGACUCAGGGGGUGCCGUCUCUGUCGCUGACGAGUUGGUGUCGUGGGGCCGCAUGGAAUUCGGUGGGUGCAGAGCCAAUGCAGGCGGUGGCGGUGGACUCCGCGUCGAGUCCGACUUCUUCCAAAAUGCUGGCAUCAUGAAGUUCUGGUCAUGCACUGCAGCAAGGGAUGGAGGUGCGAUGGAUCUUGACAAGAGCCUGCACGCAAGAGGAACUGCAGAGUUCAACAGCUGCCACGCGGAAGGCGAUGGCGGCGCAAUCAAGCUCCAAGACGACCUUCAGCAAGCAGAAGGUGGAAACAUGAGCUUCGGCUCAUGCACCGCGCGUCGGGGAGGUGCAGUGGCAGUUCGCCGACUCGAAGCAUCUGGCAUCAUGGAGUUCCGCGACUGCCAUGCAGCAGAUUCAGGCGGUGCAGCCAUCGUGAAAUCUGACUUCGUUCAGAAUGCCGGACACAUACAGUUUGCGUCAUGCAAUGCCAGAGAAGGAGGUGCCGCGGUUAUCCGUGGUGACCUUGUUUCUGACGGCCGGUGCAGCAUCAACGCUUGCCACGCAGAAGAAGGCUCGGUCCUUGAGGUCUCGGGCGACAUUACAGUCCCGGAGUUUCCCACAGAUUGCCCAGAUGGAGAGCUGGAGUUGUCGGGAAUGUUUGUGGUCGACUGGGUGCCGAGCAAUGAUGGAAACUGCAAGGUCAGGGGCACCGGUGCCACAGUCCUUCUCAAGGAACCUCUUGUUUUUGAAGGAGCUGUUGAGUUCCUCGGGAUGAUCACCUUCAUUGGACUGACGCCCAUGGAUCAAGCCUGUGUGACGGUGCACGGCUCCGUCACCAUUGGUGGCAGUUCGGAUGAAGCAGACAUCCUGUUCACAGGUUGCCACAGCAAGGACAUCAAGUCUGCUGGUGGAGCUCUCCACAUUGUGCAGGGCCUCACUGUCGUCUCUGGUGUGCUGGAGAUUGAGCGAAGCAGCAGCCUCAAAGGCGGUGGUGGGGUUUACAUCGACAGAGGCAAUCUCCACCAACUGGGGGGCAGCAUCAAAAUCAACACCUCCACUUCAGAACGCCACGGAGGAGGCUUGCUGAUCGGCAAUGGCAAGCUCGUCCAGGCAGCUGGGCAAAUCAGCUGCCACAACUGCUUUGCGCGGAACAAGGGGAAGGGGGGAUGCCUGGCCUUGAUGCGUGGUGGCAACUACAGCUUGCAAACGAAUGGCUCCAUUGAAGCGGAGAGCUGCACGGCUUAUGAAGGUGGUGCGCUGUUCAUAAGCGCAGGGCAUUGGGUUUCGUUUGGCCAUAUCAAUCUCAAUCGCUGCCAUGCGCGCAAAGCAGGUGGUGCCGCGAAGGUCCGGGGCAGCAUCUUUCAGAUGAAGGGCACCGUGACGCUUGCAUGGUGCACGGCAGCUUCCUCAGGUGGGGGAAUCAUGGCAACGGGAAGCUUCGUGCAGAAGGAGGGGUGGAUUUCCUGCCAAGCCUGCAGCUCUCUUGAGGCAGGAGGUUGUAUUGCCGUUGUUGACAAGAUCGUCCAGUCCAAGAGCGGCUUUGCCAACUUCACAGCUUGCAGCGCAUCCGGGAAUGGAGGCGCUUUGUUUGCCGAGUUUGGUGCCGUCGUCUUGGGCGGCUCCAGCACUUUUGAGGACUGCAGCUCUACUGGUUCUCCGCGAGGCAACCACGGUGGCUGUCUCUACACCAAGGGCCACGUGAACUUUCAGGGCUUCACCACGUUUACACGCUGCCAAGCUGCUGGCAAUGGUGGUGCCGUGUCAGCUCGAAGUUCAGAGAGUGGCGGGCACAUCGCUUUCAACAACUGCACAGCAGGAUUCAGCGGCGGUGGCCUCCACCUCGAGGCAUCCUUUCAUCAAGUGGGCGGCUCGGCGACCUUCGUCGAGUGUGGGGCCGUCGGUAGAGGAGGUGGCCUACAUGUUGAGGGUGGCAUCAGCCUUGAGGGUUUGAGCACGUUCGAGCGAUGCGGAAGUGGAGGUCACCAAAGACCCAGGUUUGGGGGUGGGAUGCGCGCCAGUGGCAGCGUUGUCAUCUUUAGCGAGGCCGUCGUGAACUUCAAGGGAUGUGCAGCCACUAUUGGUGGAGGCGGUUUGGCGGUGGAUGGCGUUGUGGCAAGCAAUGGAACCCUCGACUUCCAGGAAUGCAAGACCUUCGGUGCGUCUGGUGGCGGUGGUGGCGGAGGAGGUCUGCAUUUACAGGGUGACUUCCGGCAAGGUGGUGGGCAUACCAAGUUCAACCGGUGCCAUGCCACCGGGGGCCCAGGGGGCGGCCUCGCUAUCAGACGCGGUUCGUUGAUACAAACUGCUGGGAUUUUGGAUAUCAUCGCGUGCUCUGCAACCCGCGGAGGCGGAGCAGCUGUGCAGUUUGACGCCCUUCAGCACGGGGGCAAGCUUUCGGUUGCAAAGUGCCACAGCUCUGACGAUGGAGGUGGUCUCCACCUUGGCGGCAACUUCAGGCAAAAAUCCUACUGUGCCGCGGAUUUCUUGGAUUGCACCGCGAACGGUGGGGGCGGUGGCCUGGCAGUACUGGAGUCUGUCUACCUUGCAGGCUCCAGCACUUUCAAGUCGUGUAAAUCCCAUGGAAGCCUUCGAGGCGGAGGUGGCUUGCUUGUUAACGUCGACUUCUUCCAGAAUGGAGGGAAAAGCAGCUUCGAAGACUGCCGGGCCAGAGCCUUUGGUGGUGGACUCCAUGUCCGUCAUAACCUGACAGCUGCCUCCGGGAUCGUGAACUUCUCGCGAUGCAGCGCACUAGGUGGUGGCGGCGCCUUUGUAUAUCUUCAUGUUCAUGCACUUGCCAAUGCAAGCGUGUGCUUGGACAGUUGCACAGCACAAAAAGGUGGGAGUGGUGGAGGUAUGGGCCUUCAGCGUGGAAGCCUCUUCCAGCGCGGCGGCAACAUCAGAUUCUCUCGCUGCGAAGCACCUGGUGGCAAGGGCGGGGGGCUAGCGCUGCUCGAAGGCUCCCUGAAGCAGUUCAGCGGCAGCCUGGGCUUCGAGGACUGCGAAUCUGGCGAGGGUGCUGGACUUUUCGUGGGCCGGGAUGUGCUGAUGGCUGGUGGUCGCAUUACUUUCCGCAACUGCCGAGCCUUGCAAGAAGGUGGAGGUGCCGGAGCCUUGGUGAAGCACGACUUUUUACAACAUGCGGGCGAGCUUCUUGCCGAUUCGUGCAAAGCUAACGGCAACGGCGGUGGCCUGCGCGUCGGUGGGGAUUUCAUUCAGUUAUCAGAGACUUCGGCCCGGUUCACAGCUUGUCGAGCACAAAUUGGAGGUGGCCUUAGUGUCGACGGUUCGGUCAAUGUCAGUGGCUCCAACACUUUCGAAAAGUGUGUCGCUUCCGCGACUCUCGCAGGCGCUGCCGGGGGCGGGGGCUGUCUCUACAGCCAUCAAUCCUUCGCCCAACUUGGUGGCAGAAUAAGUUUUGCUGAAUGUCAGACGCUGAGUGGCGGCGGUGCAGUGCUCAUCGGCAACGGCAGCUUAAUCGCGAAGUCGGGUACAAUGUUGUUCCAUUCCUGCAGUGCUGCCCAAAGUGGUGGAGGGGCAUCCGUGGCUCUUCAUGUUCACAUUCAACCAGAAGCCAAUGUGGUCUUUCGUGCAUGCGACUCUGCUGCUUCUGGUGGAGGUGUCUAUCUCGGAGGCGACUUGAUCCAAGACGGUGGGAGCAUCAGCUUCGACACCUGUCAAGCAUCUGACACCAAGGGUUAUGGAGGGGGUAUUGCGCUUCAGUCAGGCCACCUGCAUCAAGUCACGGGCAGAAUGCAGUUUGUUGGCUGCCGAGCUGCAGCUGGUGGUGGCAUUUGGGUACAAAGGGGCAUGACGAUCGUGGAUGCCGCCAUGACCCUCUCCGGGUGCCAGGCAUAUAAUUCAAGCGUGGGAGGUGGAUGCAUAUACGUCGAGCAAGGCAAUCUGGCUUUGGACGGAAACUUGUCAAUGACGAACUGCAGCUCGUUGGGGUCUGGUGGCGGCCUGUUGAUGGACAGAGGAGGCGUGCACCAGCGAACGGCCGGCAUCUUGACCUUUGAUCACUGCCACGCCCAUGGUGGAAACGGUGGUGGAAUGGCUGCGUGCAGUCUUGUCUCCGAGGGAACUGUAGGGUUUUCAAGCUGUACAGCCUCUCAAGGUGGCGGUGGUGGAGGGCUGUACAUCAGCACGGGCAAUGGCACUAUCCAGCAAGACGCAGGCCACAUGAGUUUUCAGAAUUGCUCAGCCGGGCAAACUGGCGGCGGAUUCUACCUCGGGUCUGCGGGACCUGGAAAGCUCGCGGACGUGUCCUUCUACCGCUGCACGACGGAAGGCAAUGCUGGCACUCUCUAUGCCGAAUCGGACGUUUUGACUGUCUCCAACUUGACAAUCUUGGAGCCCCGCAGUGCAGAUUUCGAUAUUGUUUCACAAGGCUUGCUUAUGUUCAACGGUAUUCACCUGCACAGCAUGAACCAGAAGUUCAGCAUGGGUAUACAAGCCAAGAGCCUUUCUGCCGGUACGGUGAACUGUACGAACCUGAAGUCAUGCAGCCUGGCAGCGCCAGAGCAACUGGUCGCAGACCUCGUGUGCCCAAGGGGCACCGGUGUCAGGGAGGGGAACGGUCUCAAAAGCUGCUCGGAGUGCGACGACAACUACACCCAACCUGCCGGUAGCGCGAAGUGUGUGUCGUGCCCGACACACAACGAGUUUUGCUACACAACCAACUUCAAGAUGUCGACAGGGUACAUGGUGAAGCAAGAAGACAUCAGCUCGACCAUCUUCUGUCCCAAUCCAGCCGCAUGUCCGGGUGGAAUCUCCACUGACUUUUCUACCAUGUGCGCUCCUGGUCAUGGGGGUCAGGCAUGUGCGUAUUGUCAGAAAGGCUAUGCCAUCUCAGACAGAAGCGUUCUACAAUGUGCUGCGUGUGCCACGGAAUGGUGGCAAAAGCUUCUGCAAUGGGCCAUCAUGCUGGCAAAGCAUGUGGUCCCUUUUGCAGUGGCAGCUCACAGCGCGCUGCAAGUCGAGGGUGCCGAAGAGCCCAAGCGCAGUGGCGUGCUGAUCAACCAGCUGAUGUCGUUUGCCACGGUUGCUGGCACCUUAUUGACCGUGGUUGCCCAGACCAGCGCAAUUCGGGAAGCCAAGCAGAAUGCAGCAAGCCUUGGACGGGAUCUGCUCAAUGCAGCUGGUAUUGCAGCCGACUUCAUUUCAGGGCAAGGCUACUUGCAGCACGCGGCUGGCUUUCAGUUCGAACCUGAGAGCUCUGGGGAGCAGACCUUCGAAUGCCCCUUCGUAAAGCAAGAAUUCCACCGCCACGUCGUCCGCAUCCUGAUGGUCUCCGCCUUCCUGGCGGUGUCUUACGUUUGGGUCCGCCUUUCGCUGUCCAAGAAGGACGGACCGAAGCCACCGCUCCACGUGAUCUUCUUGAGCCGGGCCUACCGACAGACGUGUCAACUCUGGGAGUCCGAACGUCUGAUGAGGAAGACCUUGCUCACGCUUGCAGUGUCCGCCCUGCCCAUCACUUCUUCGCCAUCUCUUCAACUGGUCUGCAUUGCAACUAUUGUCAUCGGGUCUCUCUUUCUGCACGCUGCAGUUCUGCCUUACAAGACGAUGAGUUUCAACCUGACGGAAUGCGCUCUCUUGACGGCGGCGGCACUCAUGACGGCUACCGUUACCGGCUUGACCGCUUACGACCACUAUUGGGGCCGCACAAUGCUCGUGGAGUAUCUCAUGAUUUUCUCCGUUGUGGGCGUGGCCACUUUGAUUUGUGCUGCCAUGAUCUUCCUGAUCGUCAAGGAGCUGCAGGGAUUUGGCUGA
Molecule: messenger RNA, 6546 nt
Organism: Symbiodinium sp. CCMP2592
Lineage: Eukaryota; Dinophyceae; Suessiales; Symbiodiniaceae
Source: the annotation of a GenBank genome assembly